Messenger RNA from Saccharomycopsis crataegensis, 1788 nucleotides. RefSeq names its product Hsp90 cochaperone SHQ1 (gene SHQ1). Bases 1 to 1788 code for a protein of 595 amino acids. The record is from RefSeq and is a predicted model, not a curated record. Gene Ontology annotation, biological process: box H/ACA snoRNP assembly. Gene Ontology annotation, cellular component: nucleoplasm; cytoplasm. The transcript has a single exon. Lineage: Eukaryota; Fungi; Ascomycota; Saccharomycetes; Ascoideales; Saccharomycopsidaceae.
AUGAUUACUCCAUUCUUUGAAGCAUCACAAGAUGAUGAGUUCUUGGUUGUGAAAAUAAAAAUCCCAAACUUGAAAUUCAAUAAUAAUAAGUCUCUUCUGUUGACUAUUGAUGGCCAACUAUUUAUCUUUCAUCUCACACCGUAUUAUCUCAGACUAAGAUUCAGCCAGGAAUUAUUGAAUGAAGAUGAUUUACCGGAAUUCGACUUACAAACUGGAGAAGAGAUUAUCAAAAGAAGACAAACCAGAUAUGACAUGGAUACCGAGAAUUUGGUGAUAUCGUUACCUAAAAAGACUAAAGGAGAAUUCUUCACUGACUUGGAAUUCGUUCAUAAAUUGAUGUCCAAUGCCAUCGAGGUUAAACUACCAACUGUAACGACAAAUGAAGAUGAUAUUGAAAUGAAAGAAGUCCAAACGACAACACUGUCGUCAGACUCUAAUGACAAACAACCAUCGGCCCAGCAGCAGACCAAAUUGAUUGAAGAAAUCGAUAUCAACAACCCAAAGUUAACCACCAACGAUAUUAAACAACAUAUAGAGAAUUUUGAAAACUUGACCGGGAAAGAGUUCAACUGGCAAUUCAAACAAGAUUUCAAUAAACAAGAAAUAACCAACCCAAACAUUCAUUAUGGUUUCAACGAUUCAUACAAUACAGUCAUUGAGAAUUCCGUGAUUAACGGAUCGAAUGACAUUAAUGAAUUGUCCAAUCCUGGAACAUUAACUGCUAAUGAACGUAUCGUGGAAAGAAGAGUCAAGGAAAAUUACUCAUUUAAUGAAGAUUUUUACGUUGCUAAUUAUCUAUUGGAAAAGUAUGGGGCCCAAGACAACGACUACGACUAUGAAAUGUUGAACAAUUCAAUUGAAUGGAAAAGCCCAAUAAAGACAAAAUGGUUGAAACAUCAAAAACAAGCGAUGGAUAAAUCGUCUUUACCUGAUGUUCAAUACUCCAAGGAGUUGAAACAGUUGAUGAUUGAUUUGCCAAAGAGCAAGAGCACCUAUGAAAUCAAAGACCUUGAUUCGAUAUAUUACGCGAUUGUUGCUAUACUUUUUGCAUCCAAUUUGAAUUCACGGAUAAAUUGCGGAGAGGAUAAUGUCGAUUCUGCUUGGUUAAUCGGUAAAAUUGUUCCACAAUUUUCAUACUUGGACAAUGAAUUUAUUUCUGAUGAAAAUGAAGAGAAAGUAGUUGAAGUACCAAAUAUCAAGAUUCAUUCUGAACCACAAGAGGGAUUAAUGAAGGAGAUUUCCACCACCAAUUAUACCACCCCAGCAACCCAAGUAUCGGGUUCUUCUCUUUCACUCAGCAAAUUGAAAGAUUUGCUCAUUAUUUUGGUUAAAAGAUCUUUGAUAUAUCCUCUUUUCAGAAACUACAACUUGAUAACGAAAGUUCUUGAGGAUACUUAUUUCUCUUUGCGAUUUGGGUUGAAAAAAAUUAUUGAAAGCUUAUUGAUCACCAGGGAAUUGUUCCGUAAACAUUCCAAUUACUACGUCUACAAUAUCAUUUGGUUUAAUGAUUUGUUAGAUUUCUUGAUCGUUAAAGUGGACACAGAUCUUGUGAACAAUAACAUCAUUAGAAGAUUGAGCCAUGUUUUCCAUGGAAUCACCAAAGACUUGAAGAAAUCAGAUAUUGUUUUUGAAAAAUUGAAUAUGGGGGAAGAUUUUGAUGAGGAAGUGAGUACAGAUAAGAAAGCUGAAGAAGAUCAAGAAGAUAUUGAGUUGCUUGAAACCACCGAUUUGGAACAAUUGGAAAUCAUCGCAGAAGAAUUAUAUAGGGAUUCACAAAACCAGGGAUAA